AUGGCCUGUGCUGUCUGUUGCGUACACUGUGACACUGUUCGAUAGAAUGUCAUUGUUGUGUGAACUCAACAUUUAAUAAAUUCAUUCGGCUUUUCGGUUAUACUUGAAUGUUUUACAUUUAACUCCUCUCAACUAUUGUAAAAUAAAAAUCCACAAUGUUUGCCAUUAGGCGGGCUGUUGCAAACGCAAUUUGCAGAAAGUUUGACACAAUCAGCAGAUGCAAGCACACGCUUCCUGACCUUCCCUAUGACUACAAAGCUCUUGAGCCGAUAAUUUGUGCAGAGAUAAUGCAACUUCAUCAUUCCAAGCAUCAUGCAACUUAUGUUAACAAUUUGAACAUUGCUGAGGAAAAACUGAAGGAAGCAGUCUCCAAGGGGGACAUAUCAUCUCAGAUCGCUCUUGCUCCUGCUAUCAAAUUCAAUGGAGGUGGACACCUCAACCAUACUAUUUUUUGGUCUAACUUGACUCCAAGCAGUACAAAACCUGAUGACGCACUGCUGAAAAAAAUUGAACAAGAUUUCGGAAGUAUGGACGAACUGAAGAAACGUUUGUCCGAGACAACCAUUGCUAUACAGGGUUCAGGAUGGGGUUGGCUCGGUUAUAAUCCUAAAGAGAAAAAACUUCAUAUCGCGACAUGCGCGAAUCAAGAUCCUCUCCAGGCCACGACAGGACUUGUUCCGCUUUUCGGGAUUGACGUUUGGGAGCACGCUUACUACAUUCAAUACAAGAACGUCAGACCUGAUUAUGUUAAAGCGAUCUUUGACAUUGCUAAUUGGACUGAUAUUAGUCAGAGAUUCAAGGCAGCAUCUGCCAAGUAAAAGAUCUUUUGAUAUGAUACUAUUGCAGUUAUUUUUAUUAGAAUUGUAAAACAAUGUAUGAGUCUCAUUAUCGGCUCGUCAAAACAGUAAAUAAAGGCUACCAACAUUA
Venturia canescens is the source of this 927-nucleotide messenger RNA. RefSeq names its product superoxide dismutase 2 (gene Sod2). Gene Ontology annotation, molecular function: superoxide dismutase activity; metal ion binding. The record is from RefSeq and is a predicted model, not a curated record. The transcript has 3 exons. Lineage: Eukaryota; Metazoa; Arthropoda; Insecta; Hymenoptera; Ichneumonidae. Gene Ontology annotation, cellular component: mitochondrion. The coding region runs from base 156 to 818 and encodes 220 amino acids. Gene Ontology annotation, biological process: superoxide metabolic process.